This is a messenger RNA of Linderina pennispora, 984 nucleotides long. RefSeq lists its product as uncharacterized. The coding region runs from base 476 to 940 and encodes 154 amino acids. Lineage: Eukaryota; Fungi; Kickxellomycota; Kickxellomycetes; Kickxellales; Kickxellaceae. The transcript has a single exon. The record is from RefSeq and is a predicted model, not a curated record.
CCAGUGUGCACUGCCCCGGCGCGUACCCAAGCGCAGAGGACACAAAGCUUAUGAGCAACUUGAUUCUGCAGUCGCACUCUGACGCAGCUCACCCAAAAUGCACGGGCUAUUCGCUGCUGUUACUUCUGCUGAUGCCCCUCGUUCUUGGUGCAUGAGCUCCACACAAUGCGAUGCGCAGCAUGUCUACCACCUUUUGACCAAGCAUGUUGUCUUUGAUGUGGCUGGUCCUUUAAAGGGGGAUCAUGUUGACUUCUACUGUCAAACGCUCUGUCUCUCCUCCCUCAGCUCUUAAAAUCCUUUUUCAAAACAAUCCCAUUCAAUCCUUUGGCUUGUAUGAGCAAGGUGGACGAGUUUUUCACACCCACAUCAACACCACCAACCAUGGACACCAGUUCUGAAGUGGCUACGAGCGACAUCAUAUCCUUGUCUACGUCUACCUCAGAAUCAGCGCCUAUCACUACACCCGUCUGUGUCUAUGAAUGAGAGUAACAGUAUCAGUUACUUCCGUGAUCUAGUUGCAACCAGGGACACUCUAAACGACAGCCUCACUAGCAGCCUAGUCAAUGCGUAUGGCGAUGUUGUCCGCAAAGAGUUCCUGCGUCCGUUGGCUAACCCAAGUGUCCAUGAUAUGAUUGAUCUGUCAACCUGCAGCAUCGACAGACACGGUGAUCUGCUCAAGGGCAUCAAGAGCGACAUCUACCGCGCUCUGCUACCGCUUGACACGGCGAUAUGGAAGUGCCUACACAGCGCAUUAGACAAAUAUGAUAUUGUGGAGCUGCCUGGCAAGCAGCCAGAUAUCUUCUCUGGCAUCAUGCGCAGCGAAAGCAGCCGAUUCAACUGCUACGCGUUCUCGCUGAGCCCCGCUAAAUAUCUGCCCCGGUUUAUACCCUCUGGCGUCAAGACACUGGACAAUGGGCGUCUCAACUGGAGAAGCUAUUAAAGUUUGGCUGUAAAAUGACAUGCAAUAUAUGAAGUCUCUGGCAG